Exaiptasia diaphana is the source of this 2003-nucleotide messenger RNA. Its product is annotated as steryl-sulfatase. Gene Ontology annotation, molecular function: arylsulfatase activity. The record is from RefSeq and is a predicted model, not a curated record. Lineage: Eukaryota; Metazoa; Cnidaria; Anthozoa; Actiniaria; Aiptasiidae. Bases 1 to 1752 code for a protein of 583 amino acids. The transcript has 3 exons.
AUGGUUUGGACAGUACUUGCCGCAACUAGCAGUUGCUAUGUUUUUGCUAUAUUUUUUGUCUUUUUCUCUAAUUAUCAAGCAGGUGCUGUGCAAAGUAAAGCCAACGUUGUUAUUUUCCUAGUUGAUGAUCUUGGAGUGGCUGAUUUGGGAUGUUUCGGGAAUGAUUCGCUCAAGACUCCACACAUCGAUAGGUUGGCCUCACAGGGUGCAAGGUUAACACAUAGUUUAGCAAGUGAAUCGAUAUGUACACCAAGUAGAGCGGCCUUUCUAACGGGGAGAUAUGCAGUAAGAUCAGGAAUGGUGCCAAGUGAGAGCUCGUUUAUAAGAGUUUUCAUUUUUAAUGCUGUGCCUGGUGGUCUGCCGCGAAAUGAAACAACUUUUGCAAAGUCACUCGAGGAUGAGGGGUAUUCAACAGCUUUAAUAGGAAAAUGGCACUUGGGACUGAACAAAGAAUUCAACAAUGAUUUUUACCAUCAUCCUCUCAAAUUUGGUUUUCAGUCCUUCUAYGGWAUUCCCUUAACAAACAUACGUGACUGUGAUGGGAAUGGCACRGUAUUUGGUCAUUUUAUGUCAAGGAAAUCAAGAGUACAAUUCACUGGAACUAUUCUCAUCACAGCACUAAUGGCAAUCAUGGCAGUGUUGAUGGGAAAAAUGAGAAAAUGUUAUUUUGUUUUCUUCAUGAUUGUCUUAGUUGUACCAGCAUGUUGCCUUYUGUUCCUUGGCCAAUUUAAUCAAAUAAUGAACUGCAUUUUGAUGAAGAAUUACACGAUAGUGGAACAACCAAUCAUUUUGGAAAACUUAACAGCCAAAUUUACUAAUGAAGCUGUUGAAUACAUUGAAAGAAACCAAGCAAAGCCAUUUCUUCUACUUAUGUCCUACUUCAAAGUCCACACAGCAUUAUUUACAACCAAGAAAUUCAAAGGUCAUAGUGGUCACAGUCGCUAUGGUGAUAAUGUAGAAGAGUUGGAUUGGAGUGUAGGUCAGAUAGUGGGAACCUUAGACAAGCUUGGAAUAAGAAAUAACACGUUUAUAUACUUUACAUCUGAUAAUGGCCCACAUUUAGAGGAAUUCUAUAAUGAUGAAUAUCAAGGGGGAUGGAAAGGCAUGUUCAAAGGAGGUAAAUCUCAGAGUUGGGAAGGUGGUAUCAGAGUACCAUCUAUUGCUUCCUGGCCAUCUCAAAUUCCAUUUGGUAUCAACAUUACAGAACCUAGCAUUGAUCUCAACAUUUUUGCCACAGUCCUAAAAAUCGCGSGUGCUUCAAUUCCAGAUGAUCGUGUCAUUGACAGCAAAGACAUAAUGCCRCUACUUAAACAAGAAGUCAUGUACACACCAAAUGAGUUCAUGUUCCACUAUUGUGCAAARGCAGUGCAUGCCGUUAGGUACAGGCCCCGACAUGGUUCAACUGUCUGGAAAUUACACUUUAUAACACCCAUAUGGGAAAAUGGUACUCAAACAUGUCCAACAAUCGCAGUUUGUGAAUGCUAUGGUAAAAAUGUAAACAAACAUGAUCCUCCCUUGCUCUAUGAUAURACUAAUGACCCAAGAGAGGAGUUCCCUAUUGAUCCUAGUGAGCCUCAGUAUAAAGCUGUUGUAAGUAAGAUUAGUAUUGCUGUACAAGAGCAUCAAGCUAAAGUGGAAGCAGUUCCUCUUCAACUUGAAAASUACAUAUGGCGUCCUUGGCUACAGCCUUGCUGUAACUUCCCUUAUUGCAAGUGCACUGAAAAUGUAGCUAACUUAAGAAUUCAUCCAUAAGAGAAUUGUCAUUAUUAGAGAAAUGUUUAAGAUUACAUUAAAUAAAAUGCACUAUGGAGUUUUAAAAUAUUUUAAUUGAUUUUAACAAAAAGUUUUGGCUCUGAAAAAAAAAACAACAUGAAUCUAGUUUUUGGUAAAAAUGCGUGGAAGAAAUACAAUUUCAUUUUCAACUGUUUUUUUUCUCUCAAGCUAUAAAUUGACAUAAUUAUAUUGUAUGGUCAUGCCUAUAUAUUUGUCUGGCAGUGCUUGAG